This is a messenger RNA of Mesitornis unicolor (brown roatelo), 1757 nucleotides long. It is a transcript of the gene RUFY3, whose product is annotated as RUN and FYVE domain containing 3. Bases 67 to 1287 code for a protein of 406 amino acids. The record is from RefSeq and is a predicted model, not a curated record. Gene Ontology annotation, biological process: regulation of axonogenesis. The transcript is spliced from 13 exons. Gene Ontology annotation, cellular component: cytoplasm. Lineage: Eukaryota; Metazoa; Chordata; Aves; Mesitornithiformes; Mesitornithidae.
UCUUGGGAGGAUUUGACAGAUGUGGUGGAGCAAUUGCGCGAUGAUACUGAAGAUCCUAAUUAUCUCAUGGCUAAUGAACGCAUGAACCUGAUGAACAUGGCGAAGCUGAGUAUCAAGGGGCUGAUCGAAUCGGCGCUCAACCUGGGCAGGACGCUGGACUCCGACUAUGCACCUCUUCAGCAGUUCUUUGUUGUGAUGGAGCAUUGCCUUAAACACGGCCUGAAAGCCAAAAAGACUUUUCUUGGGCAAAAUAAGUCAUUUUGGGGACCACUAGAACUGGUAGAAAAACUUGUUCCUGAAGCUGCAGAGAUUACAGCAAGUGUUAAGGAUCUCCCGGGGCUGAAGACACCCGUGGGAAGAGGAAGAGCUUGGCUUCGCCUGGCUCUAAUGCAGAAGAAGCUUUCUGAGUACAUGAAAGCCUUGAUCAACAGAAAGGAUCUUCUCAGUGAAUUUUAUGAGCCUAACGCACUGAUGAUGGAAGAAGAGGGUGCGAUCAUUGCUGGCCUCCUGGUAGGUUUGAAUGUCAUCGACGCCAACUUCUGCAUGAAAGGAGAAGACCUGGACUCGCAGGUUGGAGUUAUUGAUUUCUCAAUGUACUUGAAAGAUGGGAACAGCACGAAAGGCACUGAAGGUGAUGGCCAGAUAACUGCUAUUUUGGACCAGAAGAACUACGUAGAAGAACUCAAUAGACAUUUAAGCGCUACGGUAAACAACCUACAGGCCAAGGUGGAUGCCUUAGAAAAAUCCAACACUAAACUGACAGAGGAGCUUGCGGUUGCAAACAACAGGAUUAUUACCCUGCAGGAAGAGAUGGAGCGAGUUAAAGAGGAAAGCUCUUACUUCUUGGAGUCCAAUCGUAAGGUUGGUGCCACUAAAGACAGAACCGCCGAUGGACAAGCACUGACUGAGGCACGAAAACAGCUGAAGGAGGAGACUCAGCUGCGGCUGGAUGUGGAGAAGGAGCUGGAGGCGCAGAUCGGGAUGCGGCAGGAGAUGGAGCUGGCCAUGAAGAUGCUGGAGAAAGACGUUUGUGAGAAGCAGACUGCGCUGGUGGCGCUCAGGCAGCAGCUGGAUGAUCUCAGGGCCCUAAAGCAUGAACUGUCCUUUAAGCUGCAGAGUUCAGACAUGGGAGCGAAACAGAAGAGUGAAUUAAACAGCCGCUUGGAAGAAAAAACGAAUCAGAUGGCGGCCACCAUCAAACAGCUCGAACAAAGUGAAAAGGAUUUGGUGAAACAGGCAAAAACCUUAAAUAGUGCAGCAAACAAACUGAUCCAGAAGCAUCAUUAGACAUUUUUGUGUCUGGUCACCUCACAGCUCUGACAUCAGAACUCAUUUACGAGGGGAGAACUUGAGAAUUGCUAAAAGCAACCUUUAAAUUGUUAAUUGUCACCUAAAGUUGAUUUGGAAUUUGCUGAAUUUUUAAAAACCAGUGAGUUUUUCUGCCGAGAUUUAGAGUCGGGUAUAAAAAUCCCUAACUUUGCCAUUUAAACUGUGUUAAAGUACCGAUGAGUUGGCCAAUAAACCCACCAGAACAGCGUAAGGAGUGGCAGACAAGUGGUGAUGCACAGCGCAUGCAGCAGCACGAGUCUUCGCCGUUUGCUGGAUCCUAGCGGUGCUCAAGCCGAUGCCCCAUUGGCCAGCUCUGGGAAGUCAACUAGUUUUCUGUGUGACCCUUUUUUUGUGAAGUAGACGAGAAAAAAAAAAGCAUCCCUGGAAGUUGUUGACAGUAGUUGUGUGCGUGCCCCAAGCCGUUACCC